This is a messenger RNA of Archocentrus centrarchus (flier cichlid), 2069 nucleotides long. It is a transcript of the gene asb14a, whose product is annotated as ankyrin repeat and SOCS box containing 14a. The record is from RefSeq and is a predicted model, not a curated record. Gene Ontology annotation, molecular function: protein binding. The transcript is spliced from 13 exons. Gene Ontology annotation, biological process: intracellular signal transduction. NCBI's taxonomy places the organism in Eukaryota, Metazoa, Chordata, Actinopteri, Cichliformes, Cichlidae. Bases 112 to 1887 code for a protein of 591 amino acids.
ACAACACAGAGUGCGGCCCCCGAUCCUGCACUCUGUCCCUGCAGGAUUAUCACACACAUAUGAGACGCCGCUGAUGCACAUGUGUUUGUGUGGACCUUUUAUGCUGGCGUCAUGGAGCUCAGUCGGCCUGGCAGGCAGCAUGAGGCCGAUGAUGAUGAUGCAGCCGUUCAGUACAUGAUUGAACAGAGUUUCAUGGAGGUCAGCAUUCGGGAGCCGUUCAGAGUCUCCAAAACACGGGACAGCAGGAGGUCAGAGUCUGCAGACAGCAGCCAGAUCUUCACUGCUAUUAGACAAGGUAACGAGCAGCUCCUGAAGGACCUGAGUGUCAGACAAACAGAAGGGUUCGGACUGGCAGACAGCAGAGGUUGGACGCCUCUCCACGAAGCAGCAGCUCAGAGCAACCACAGCAUCCUGGAGCUCACGUAUAAGGCUUCAGGCCCAGACUCGGUGAAGUGUCGCAGUCUGCGAGGUCAGACUCCGCUCUUCCUCGCAGUAGAAGAAGGUCUCCUAGAAAACGCUUCCUUCCUCCUUAAACACGGAGCCGACCCGGACAGCCAGGAUGACAACCAGGACUCCCCGCUGUUUGUAGCGAUCCGCUUAAACCGUCUGGACCUGGUGAAGCUGCUGCUCCUGCAGGGCUCCAGCGUGCACCAGGAGGCCUGCCACGGCCGCCGGCCCCUCCACGAGGCCUCGCGGUUGGGCAGAAUAGAGAUGGUAAAGGUGCUGCUGGAGGCCGGAGCGCGGCCCGACCCACGCAGCCACUACGGCCUCACGCCGCUGGCCCUGGCCGCCCAGGAAGGUCACCUAGAGGUGGUGCAGACUCUCCUGAAGAAAGGCGCCGACGUCCUCUCUCAGGCGCAGGACGAGGCAUCGAUCAUAUACGAAGCGUCUGCAUCCGGAAAGCCAGCCGUCAUCCGUCUGCUGCUGGAAUACGGCGCGGACGCCAACGUGGCCAAACACACGGGACACAUGCCCAUCCACCGCGUGGCUCACCGAGGACACCUGGAAGCUCUGAAGCUGCUGCUGCCUGUCACCUCUAUGGAGGACGUCAGUGACAGCGGGAUGAGUCCCCUUCACUCAGCUGCUGCAGGAGGACACACAAACUGCAUCGAGGCCUUGCUGGACGCAGGUUAUGACCCCAACUACAUGCUCCAUCCCUGGGUCCGCCGUAGCUACGAUGAUGAGAGGAAGUCGGCCCUCUUCUUCGCCGUCUCUAAUAAUGACGUGCCGUCAGCAGAACUGCUGCUGGAGGCCGGAGCCAUGGCCAACCAGGACCCAGUCAAAUGUCUGCAGGUUGCACUGCGUUUGGGCAACUAUGAGUUGAUAAACCUGUUGCUGCGGUUCGGCGCCAACGUCAACUAUUACUGCCGGAUAAACACGACACACUUCCCGUCAGCGCUGCAGUACGCCCUCAAAGACGAGGUGAUUCUCCGGAUGCUGUGUAACUAUGGCUACGAUGUGGGGCGCUGCUUUGACUGUCCCUACGGGAACAAAUCCCACAUCCCUGAAGACUACGAGGGGUGGAGCAACACCGUGAUCAAAGACACGAUGUUCUGCGAGGUGAUCACCGUUUCCUGGCUCAAACACCUGUCAGGUCACGUGGUUCGCAUCCUGCUGGACUACGUGGAUCACGUGGCCCUGUGCUCCAAACUGAAGGCGGUCCUGAUGGAGCAGCGGCAGUGGGCCGACAUCUGCAGACUGCAAGAAAACGCCCGCUCCCUGCAGCAGCUCUGCCGCCUGCGGAUCCGCCGGAGCCUCGGCCGCCGGCGGCUCCGGUCCCCGGUCUUCAUGAGCUUCGUGCCGCUGCCGGCGCGGCUGAAGGACUACAUCCUGUACCGGGACUACGACCUGGAGCUGGUGGAGCAGCACACCAGGCCGAGACGAUAAACCAAAGUUAUUAAAGUAGCGAUGAUUAGUUAUUUACCUGUGGACAACGUGUUUCUGAGCAGGUGUGAAAUCAUAGUUUAUCCCCAAACUGGCCAAAGAAGGCAUGUGUUAUUAUCCACAUAUAACACAUUAAAUAACUUUAGAUUAGAUAAGACUUUAUUAAUCUCUUUGGGAGUUUUCUG